AUGUCAUUUUGCAUGUACUGUUGUUGUUGCUUUUGUUGUGCUGGAUUACUGUGCAGAUGGAUCGCCAAAUCUCAUCUGAAAUGUCUUAAUCCUUCAAAGCUAUGGUCAAAUGCCAUUGCAACAGAUGGAUCAUUUCCCGCUCGUGACCGGCAAGUAUUAGCUGACGCAUGGAUUCAUCCAAAUGUAUUGCUUUUCUUUCUUUCCGCUCAACUCAUGUCAGAAGUGGAAAAGUGUGGGAAGGAUUUGAAUCUGUUUGUGUGCUUAUCAGAACGAACAAAUGUUAAUCGUGCUUGUGGCAGUGCAAAAGUCAAUGAAAAAUUGGUACUUGAAUCACAGAGUUCAAAAUCAAAAUAUGGCUUCAUACAUAGUUCUGUCAAAUGCAUCAACGCAAUGGGCAAAGAUUCGACGAAUAGUUCAAAGCUGAAACCAUCAUUUCAGCGACGAAAAAGUAAUUAA
Molecule: messenger RNA, 456 nt
Organism: Thelazia callipaeda (thelaziosis nematode)
Lineage: Eukaryota; Metazoa; Nematoda; Chromadorea; Rhabditida; Thelaziidae
Source: the annotation of a GenBank genome assembly